Messenger RNA from Seminavis robusta, 4011 nucleotides. The record is from the annotation of a GenBank genome assembly. Lineage: Eukaryota; Bacillariophyta; Bacillariophyceae; Naviculales; Naviculaceae.
GUACCGGUGGUAUCCUGUGAAGUCAAAGCUACAGUAAGCAGUAGCUAGCUAGUAGAUCGACAGUUCUCGUACUCGUACAUCGUACAUCGUACAUCGUAUGGACUGGGGCCUUUGGUGCCAACUGACUUGAGUUCAAACCAUUACUAGUAUUCCAAAAAACGAUUCGAUUCUAUUAUUACUCUACUAGUCUAGUAGCUUGAUUUGCUUUCCAUUUCAUUUGGUUGUUUGGGUGGGCGGCAUCAAUACUAUUUGGCAAGAUGAUGAGAAUGAUGAUGAUGGAUUCGAGUCGGGACGAAGACGACGAUGAUAACGAGGAAGGAACGAGCAUGCUGGAGGAGGUGGAUAUCUCUGUCGUUAGUGAAAGCGGAGUGGAAACUCGGCUUAUGUGUGGUCUUGGAGGUGCCUUGAAUCCUUCGAAUAGCAUGGCCACUUCUCCGAGCAAGUUGCUGCGUCGUCGAGCAGGAGGGGUAUCACCUGAUACUAAUGGGUCCAUGUCGUUUUCCCUGUCUCCGUCCUUGUGUCUCACAGAAGAAGGAGGCAAGGGACUCUCUGCUGGGAAUACCAUUGGACUCAAUUCGUUUGGAGGGAUGACAAAUAGCACAUUCAACGAAUUUAGCGAAAUGGAUCGAACGUCGUGUCUGUUAAACUCCAACAACGACGUCAUCAAUCAUCGUGAUGCCAAGACCAACAACGUCAAGAAAAAGAUAGACAAGGAUGACAACUUGGAACCAGAAAUUGAUUUGACUGAAAACCGGACACUAGGAACAACCACCCAAGCUGCCAGCAUUCUCAAUGAUAUUCGGUCUUACGAACUCCAACAGCACUCUACCAACAAAACCUGGGAACAAAAGCACUCCCACACUACCACAGCUUCCUCUUCUUCUUCCACGGAUGAAGCGGACGACAAGACAAACUUUCUUAUCAAUCGUCUCGAUGGUUCUCCGGGGAUUAGAUCCACCUUUCAGGCGCCGUACCGGCCACCCACCAAGCUCCAUGAACUCUGCAAUCAAGCCAAAACGGUCCAAGAUCUACAGCAAGUAAGAUCCCAACUGCUGAAUCUACGAUUGCCACGACGUGACAUUCUCAACUUUGCACGAGUCUCGGAUGGAAAAGGUUGUACUCCGCUCCACCUAGUCUCGGAAAAUACCGCUAUUGCCGAACAUUUGGAUUCAAACGCCAACAAUAUUAUCGCAGCGGACAAGGAAAACGACAUUUGGUUGCCAGACAUUGCCACGCCAAAAUCGUUCUCCAACACUCCGGAUGCCUCACGAGAACUGAUUGUGCAAAACUUUAUCCUUGACUUUCUAUUGGUUGCCAAUCCUCGUGCGGCCAUGUCUCGUGACAAUGAUGGCAAAAUACCCUUUGAGCGGUGCAUUAACGAGUGGAUCAUUGAAUCAUACGAUUCCAUGGUACACAUGGCAGCAACCAGCCGACGAGACAGUUUCGCACCCAAGGUUGUCUUGGACGCAUUACGGUCCACGGCCGUGAUUGCCAGGUCAUCCGGUCUUAUUGGAAGCAAGAGGCAUUCUACGGCGGCUGCUAUGGACGGCAGUACACUCCAAUCCCCACCCGAAAAGUCAACUAGCCUUGGAUUGAGUCAAGACCCUUCCUCGGGUCGCAAAGAAACCCCCGGAGCUACCCGAAACACGAGCGAAGGCCCGGCACGAAAGAGGUGCUUUCCAAUUCAUGUUUGCGUUUCAAGUCAACUGGUCUUUGCUCUCAAAAUGCUGUCUGCAAUCAUGGGAAGACUCGACAAGCUCGCUUCAUCAUCGUCCUCCAAUGCUUUGCCCACUCCCCCUCCUUCGAGACGCAACAACAUUCGAGCAAAGACACCAAAGUCUAUCAAGGAGGUGGAUUCGUUCGAUCAUGUCAUGGAUCAUACAUCAUUCUUCCAGAGCAUGGAUGACUUCACGUACGAUGAAAUCCAGGAAGAAAUUGUAUCCAACAUUGCCUCGAUUCCGGACUUUGUAAAGCUUGUGUUGCUCAUCGAGAACGACCAUGAUCGGGAGUUCGCCCUCUCCACAACUAUUAUGCGUCGCGUUCUCAUGAGCAAACUUUCUGUCGGGGGUUGGUUGCCAGCAAUGUUGCGAUGCAAUCAAAGAAGGGUCUCGGAUCGAGCUGUUGACUACCUGGAAAUCGUGUCCAACCUUGCAACUUGUGAAAAAAUUUCAACGUUGUCGUCUUCAUCAUCGUCAUCGACAAACAAUGGUUCCAAACUGGCCAAGUCAACCAGUUCGGCUCGACUUAAUCGUGCGGAACGACUGCGGGAUGAUUUCCACACCGAGAUCAGUUACCUACAAGACUUUGUGCCGUCUCUAAUGGCGCUGGGGGAAAAGAAGAUGGGUGAGGCGGCAACCACCAUGGUAGUUCGCAGGGUCAUGGAUCGUAUCAUUGCAAGACCGUUCGCGGUUUUGUUUAUUCUCUGUGAUGCCGCCUUUCUUGUACUUUUAAUCUAUGGCUUUCGUGACGCGGUGAACAAACUACUGGUCAAGGGGAAUCCAAACGCUGUCUUGCGUUCAAUCUACAUUGCCAACACGGGGAUCUUCUAUUUCGUCAUUCGAGAAAUUGGAAAAGUCAUUAGCAUGCGAAUGAUUGGUCGAACCCGGGCCUUAUUGAGCUUUUGGAACUUGGCAGACCUGACGGCAACCAUGUUUGCCUUUGUGAGCAUUAUGGCGAUUCGAUCCAUUCAGAGACCCGAUGAUGGUCUUGAUAUUAUCGAUAUGCACUCCUUUCGUAACUUUUUGGCAGUCACGACGGGGCUCUUGUGGCUGCGAGUUUUGAACCUUCUCAAGGGAAUCAAUAUGCAAAUGGCAACAUUCAUCUUGGCCAUUCUUCAGAUCACCAAGGAUACACUCACGUUUGGUGUCAUUCUUCUGACCAUGAUCCUCACGUUCAGCCAAAUGUUCUACACUGUGUUGGUCCCGGACUAUUGCUCCGAUCCAGAAGCACGAGAAAUGGACGACCCCGAUUUCCGGUGCGAUCAGGCGGAAUACAUCUUCAGGGUCUAUACCAUUCUUCUUGGCGACUUUGGAGCCUUUGAGAGAGAGACCUUUCAGACUAGAUUCGCCUUUAUAUUGCUCAUCUUCUAUAGCUUCAUGGUUAUCAUUGUUCUGUUGAACGUUCUCAUUGCCGUGGCGAGCGACAGCUACGAAAAGUGCCUCUUGAGAUCCAACAUGUUGUUUGGAAGGGCACGGGUCAUGUUGAUUGCCGAGAUUGUUUGCUUUCAAAACCUCUUGCGAAAGAUCCCCAAUGACGGGAGCCAACUCGUGCAUCAAAAGGAAAAACCAUCACUGUCCAGCGAUCGUUGGUGGUGGCUCAAGUCCUGUGCCCAAGGCUGGAGCCGUGGGUCGUUGGUGUUCUUUGGCCUCUCUUCCAUGGUUGUGGUGUUCUGGGCAUUCGGUGAGAUGGCGGGGUACUUUUCCGGGGACCAGCGUUACGGCAACGUUGCCGUGAGCAUGGCGAGUGUCCUCGUGAAUGUGUUUGUCUUUGCCGCCAUGAUGGCCUUUUUGUCGCAAGGAGCUCAGACCAUUUCCUCACGACGCAGCCAGAUGGACAUUGGCGAUACAGCAGCAGAGCGCAAGGGGGGUUUCCUGGUCCGGGUUCAAAGUAUGAUCCUUCGUGUCAUGGGCUCGUCACAGGAUUCAUGGACUCGCAAGAAACAGGACGACAAGAAGGAACACGAGUGGCGGGGACGAGUGCACCAUUUGCAGAGUCGUAUCGACAAGAUGGCUCAAGAAGCCAACGAACGUUCCGUAGCACAAGCUCAGGGCAUUGAGCAAAUGGUGGCAGUUACAGAGCUGCGGUUGAAAAAGGAUAUUUCCGAGUUAUCAGACCGACUGGAGUACUUGCACAGUGGUUGCAUGUCCGAUUUGAAGCAGACUCAGGAGGAAGCCCUGAAGCAGAUCCAAGAGUGUCUGUCCAAGAGUUUAGUAAAGCAAUCCUAGAUCCUACUCAGUACUAGCUAGUGUGUGUAUUGUAAAACCUAAUCCAGAAUAGAACUCUCUCAAACCU